CUCGUGGCUCGGAUCAUCAGUGUGGACACUUCAGUGCAUGUGCGCCUGCGAGGGUGACUGUAGGCAGCGCAACGUGGGUUCCGGGGAAUAGAUGUGUUUUGCCCAAGCAGUUAGUUUGUCUUCUAAAGAUAUUAUUUAAUUUUUCCAUCAUGUGUCUAAACAAUGUCGCAGUGCUGUUCGAAUGUUUCACUGUGCAGGACUCUUUGCCUUGCUGCUGAUCGUGCUGGAGUGGUCCAGGCCGGGCCUGCCCUCCCCGCUGCGUCCAAUCUGUGACCUGCGCGUCCUCGACCACUUCAUCAAAGAGGCACGCGAUGCAGAGGCUGCUGUGAGGGUUUGCAAAGAGGAAUGUGCCAUUGCUGUCUCCCUCCUGGUUCCUUUGACCAGAGUAGAUUUUGGUGUGUGGGAAAAGAAAAAUAUGGAGGAGCAAGCUCUGGAAGUCCAGACAGGCCUGUGGCUGUUGAGCAAGGCCAUCAGCUCCUUGCGUGCAUCUGUGAGCAACUCUGCACUGGCAUCCCACAUCGAUAUCAGCGUCCAAAACAUUGCCAGCAUUGGACAAGUGCUGCGCAGUCUCAGCAUACAGGAUUACGUGCCAAUAGCUGGUGGUUUAGAUAUACAGGAGACAUGGAGAGUGUCUUCUGCCUCCGAGCUCUUCCAAGUUCACAUCAACUUCCUGCGUGGCAAAGUGCGCCUCCUGCUUGCCAAUGCCCCUGUCUGCCAGCAAGGCAUCAGCUGACUGAAGCGCAAAGGCUCCGGCCCCAGCUCACCGGAGUGGUCCGUGGCAGGAGGUGGAACAUUGCACCAUGGGCCUUGCUAAAGGACUGAAGGAUUAAAGGCUUUGACAUAAAUUGGCAAGACAUACAGCACUUUGGGAAAAAGGAAAAAACUGGAUAAGCGUGGAGCAAAUAUUUAACUUCGAGGAUGCUAGUUUUGCAUAGGAUGCAGUUCUCUCACCAUUUCCUGACCAAUAUUGCACACUUUCUCUGUGUGAUGCAGCCAGUCACUCCCUUUUUGUCGUUUGACUGACAGUGCCACUGUCCUAUCACAGCUGCAUCGGAGGCUUAACUUAGGAAUCACUACUCAUGCUCUUCUCUUUCAAGAUUUUUUUUAGGAAUCUCAGUGGGGUUUUUUUUACUGCUUUUAUACUGUUCAUUAUUUAUAUAGAUGUAUAUUUCUAAUAGCUGGAAUCAUGAUCAGGUUUCACUAUAAAGUAGUUUAAGGAAGCCACCUGCUUUCUUAGUAUUUGCCUUAACCACCUCCAAAAGUUGAAGUGCUAAUGAAGUCAUAUUUAUCAUUAUCAAUAAUGCACUGGUUUUAUUUUUUCAUUAAAUGUGCAUGAAUGUAUGAGUGUUUUGGGGGAAUGGGGGAAUGCUUGUGGAGAUAUCUGAGUGUGUGUGUGUGUGUGUGUGUGUGUGUGUGUGUGUGUGUGAGGGAGAGAAAGAGAGAGAUGUCAGCGGAGAGCCUGGUUUCUGGUCACUUCUGGUGAGAGGAAGAGGCCGAGUAGUUGCGUUUUUUUUUUUUUUGUUGGGGGAAAUGGGGGGGGGGGGUGCGUGACCACUGAUGAGACUGCACGUUGAUUAUCGGCAUUCGCGUCAGGCUCAAACAGCAGUGUGUAGCUCUGCUCAGAUAGCAUUACUGCCAGGAAAAGGUUUUGAUUGGUUUUGUGUGAUGAACAUCCUGCCUGACUCCUUCUUUGUUCACAGACCAGUGUACUGUCCUGGGAAAAUUUGGGGUAAUUGACAUUUUCCUAAUGUUUCUCUUGUUGUGUUGGGCUCAGAUUGGUCAUUCUUGUUUUUGUGGCUGUUUUUGUGUAUGUUGUUUUUGCUGUGUUCUUUUUUAAGGUUUGUCACUCAAUCUGCAACUGUAAAAGAGGAUGUUUGUAAGAGUUUUUCCUUUUUUCAUUCUUGUUUGUCUCUUUUACCACUGUACCAUGUGGCAUUAAAUUGCAAAAUAUUAUUCAGAGAAACAAUAGAUGAAUGAAAACAAGGAGAGAGGAUGUUUGCCUGUUUCUCUUUAUUUGAGUAUCUUAGUGAACUAUUCACCACACACUGAAUUACUGGCAUUCCUCUAAGCCUCUGUGGCUGCAUUAGACAUAGAAGACCUUACAAGCAUGAAAGAGCAUCUAUCAACCUUCAAGUCUGCAUAAACGAAAAACGCUGUUCAAGAACUGAUCAAAACUUUCCUGAUAGUUGUCUGUACUUUUCUGCACUAAUUUACUUCCUCUGUGAUGCUUGACCAUGAAUACUACAGCAGAUAAAGCAACAGUUCUAAAUCAAACUACUUGCACACCAUAUAUUUAUGUUAACAUAUUAGUGUAGCUGAUAUGACCCCAAAAUUUGAAUGAAGCAUAUUUUUAUGAUCCGUCAUUAUAACGUCUAUCAGUGUGCAAAGAAUGCAUGAAAACACUGGAGUUUGACUGUGCAAGUCUAGUGUUCUAAUGCAAUGCUGUUAUAUAAUCACACAGCCGUACUUCAUAUAGCUUGUAAGUGUUUUCCUUACAAGUUAUACAAAGUCAGACCUGAAAGCCCAGAACUUCCUUUGUGUGAAGUAAUGUUACUCAGUAAGAGCAGAGGGCUUCAGCUCCAAGCCCGGCACCCUGCACAGUGUCCCUGCUCCGGAACACCUGGUCCCGCCCAUGAACGGCUUGAUCAUGAGCUGUUGACCUGGGUAAAUUCAAGUAAAUAAACAGAGUAAAUUUGAAACAGAGCAGAGCAGUGGGGCCUCGGGACUGGAACUGACCUCUCUCCCCCUCCCCCAGUAAGAGAUUGUGGACGGGCAGACAUAAGGAGAAAAGGUUCCUGUAGUGUUGGUGCCUACUGCCCUCAAGUGGACACUGAUACAAGUGGACAGAUUCUGACCAGCAUAAGCAGAGGACUAUUUUAGAAUGCAUGUAAUGGUGUUUAUUUUCACAAAUAUACAACACAACAAAGGGUUCAAUACAUUAAGGUGUUCGUGUUGCUUAACAGGAUUAGGGGGGGGGGGAAGGGUAUUUCUUAGAUAACACUGAUUUAUCCUUGGGGA
This is a messenger RNA of Electrophorus electricus (electric eel), 3018 nucleotides long. RefSeq names its product erythropoietin a (gene epoa). The record is from RefSeq and is a predicted model, not a curated record. Gene Ontology annotation, biological process: nucleate erythrocyte development. Lineage: Eukaryota; Metazoa; Chordata; Actinopteri; Gymnotiformes; Gymnotidae. Gene Ontology annotation, cellular component: extracellular region. Gene Ontology annotation, molecular function: hormone activity; cytokine activity; erythropoietin receptor binding.